Messenger RNA from Dermochelys coriacea (leatherback sea turtle), 2970 nucleotides. It is a transcript of the gene ANXA6, whose product is annotated as annexin A6. NCBI's taxonomy places the organism in Eukaryota, Metazoa, Chordata, Testudines, Dermochelyidae. Gene Ontology annotation, biological process: mitochondrial calcium ion homeostasis; growth plate cartilage chondrocyte differentiation; regulation of muscle contraction. The transcript has 26 exons. The record is from RefSeq and is a predicted model, not a curated record. Bases 616 to 2637 code for a protein of 673 amino acids. Gene Ontology annotation, cellular component: cytoplasm; focal adhesion. Gene Ontology annotation, molecular function: calcium channel activity; calcium ion binding; ligand-gated monoatomic ion channel activity.
GUACAUCACGAGGCUGAGGGCAGUGGCAUAUGGCUGCUGUGAAAACCACUAGGGCUAACCUUUCCCACCAUGCUGUGCCCGACACAUGGGGGCUGGAGUUCUAUCUCUGCAGCCUGGAGAGGCACCCAACUUACCGCUCUCUUUGCUCUUGUCCUGGACGUCGUGGUGCGUAUAAUGAGCUGCUGCUGCUGAGCUCUGCUCCCACUGCUGCAGCAAGACAUUAAAUCAGCUUGAGGCAGGAGCGGGAUUAUUUCUCUGACCCCUGUUGCCUUUUCUCCGUGAGGGUGACCAAUGUCAGUUUGUUGGUGCAUGUUCUUUCUACAGUGCCAUGAGUGAGGGCAAACCAGUGCAUCUCCUGGUGGCCUCUGCCCCUGCCUGGGUGACACCGAGGGGCUAGCCCGGAUUGGAAGGCUCUGGAGUGUGUGACGUUGCUCCACCGGAGGAGAGGAAACAGCUGCAUUGCAACAAGGGCAGGCUGCACACUGCCAAACCGAGCGCUGCUCUGCACAGUUCCUGGGCUGUCUCACUGCAGGCUGAGAAAGGCUGCUCCAGGGGAAGAGGCCUUGGUAGGACAUCUUCCUCUUCCUCCUCCCCCGUUGAUUCUGACCAGAAGCCAUGGCGCCCACCAGCAAGGCUGGCAGGUACAGGGGCUCCGUGAAGGAGUUCCCAAACUUCAACGCGAGCCAGGAUGCAGAGGCGCUGUACACCGCUAUGAAGGGGUUCGGCAGUGACAAGGAGGCCAUACUAGACCUGAUAACAUCCAGGAACAACAAGCAGAGAAUCGAGAUCAGCCAGGCCUACAAAUCACUCUAUGGAAAGGACCUGAUCGCAGACCUGAAGCGGGAGCUGACAGGGAAAUUUGAGAGGCUGAUUGUGGGUCUGAUGCGGCCCUUGGCAUACUUUGAUGCCAAGGAGAUUAAAGACGCCCUUCAGGGCAUUGGCACCGACGAGAAGUGCCUGAUUGAGAUCCUGGCAUCCCGGACCAACCAGCAGAUACACAACCUGGUGGAAGCCUACAGAGACGCCUAUGAGAGGGAGGUGGAAGCGGACGUCCUGGGAGACACCUCGGGGCACUUCAGGAAGAUGCUUGUCGUUUUGCUUCAGGGCACGCGGGAGGAGGACGAUGUCGUGAGCGAGGACCUCGUGGAGCAGGAUGCCAAGGAUCUUUUGGAAGCUGGAGACCUGAAAUGGGGCACAGAUGAGGCCCAGUUCAUCUACAUCCUGGGAAACCGAAGCAAACAGCAUCUCCGGCUGGUCUUUGACGAGUAUCUGAAGAUUUCUGGGAAGCCCAUCGAGGACAGCAUCCGGGGCGAGCUGUCUGGGGACACUGAGAAGCUGAUGCUGGCAGUGGUAAAGUGCAUCCGGAGCACCCCAGAGUACUUCGCUGAAAGGCUCUACAAGGCCAUGAAGGGGCUGGGGACCAAGGACAACACGCUGAUCCGCAUCAUGGUCUCCCGCAGCGAGAUCGACAUGCUGGAUAUCCGGGAAGUGUUUAGGACGAAGUAUGAGAAGUCCCUGCACAGCAUGAUUAAGGACGACACAUCCGGCGAGUACAAGAAGGCCCUGCUGAAGCUGUGUGGGGGAGACGAUGACGCCGCAGGUGAGUUCUUCCCUGAAGCGGCGCAGGUGGCCUAUCGGAUGUGGGAGCUUAGUGCAGUGGCUAAAGUAGAGUUGAGAGGAACCGUGCACCCGGCUUCAGACUUCAAUGCUGAUGGUGAUGGAAAGGUGCUGAGGAAGGCAAUGAAGGGACUUGGCACUGACGAAGGUGCCAUCAUCGAUGUGGUCACACAGAGGAGCAACGCCCAGAGACAGGAAAUCUUGAGAACCUACAAGUCUCACUUUGGCAGGGAUCUGAUGGCCGAUCUGAAAUCAGAGCUGUCGGGAAGCUUGGCCAAGCUGAUCCUUGGACUGAUGAUGACACCGGCACAGUUUGAUGCCAAGCAGCUGAAGAAGGCCAUGGAGGGGGUUGGCACCGAUGAGAACAUUCUCAUUGAAAUUUUGGCCACUCGGAACAAUCGGGAGAUCCAGGCUAUUAACGAGGCAUAUAAAGCAGCAUAUCACAAAUCUCUGGAGGAUGCGCUGAGCUCUGACACAUCAGGACACUUCAAGAGGAUUCUUGUCUCCCUGGCUCUGGGCAACCGUGACGAAGGAGGAGAAGACCUCACACGAGCUCAUGAAGAUGCCAAGGUGGUUGCUGAGAGCCUGAAACUAUCCGAUGUUUCCAGUGGCGACUCCACAUCCCUGGAAACCCGUUUCUUGAGCAUUUUGUGCACCCGGAGUUACCCCCAUCUCCGCAGAGUGUUCCAAGAGUUCAUUAAAAUGACCAACCAUGACGUGGCACACACCAUCCGGAAGCACAUGUCUGGAGACGUGAGGGAUGCCUUCGUGGCCAUAGUGCGGAGCGUCAAGGACAAGCCGGCUUUCUUUGCCGACAAGCUCUACGACUCCAUGAAGGGCAUCGGCACCGAUGAGAGAACCCUCACCAGGAUCAUGGUGUCCAGGAGUGAGAUCGAUCUGCUGAACAUCCGGCGUGUGUUCAAGGAGAUGCAUGAGAAGUCGCUCCACCACAUGAUUGAGAAGGACACCUCCGGCGAUUACCGCAAAGCUCUGCUGGCCAUUUGCGGAGGGGACGACUAAGCUGCCCCGGGAGUCCUGUGAAAGCCUGUCCCCGUGUCUGAGCCAUUACGUUCACACAGCCUAGAUGUCACUGUAGCUUUUAAGGGGCUUCGGAGGUCGUUCAGUUCCCCUUGGAAGAAGAUUCACUUAGAAAAACAUACCACAGAAGAGUGUAACGUUGCAAGCAGUGCAGACCACCCAGGUGGUCAUGGGGUGGGGAUUUUGGGGGGGGAAGAGAUUGUCUGAAUUGGUGCAAGAGGACUCAUGUCCAAAUGUGUCACUAACCCAGGAAGUUACUGUGAUAUAAGAAACAUUUUAAACCACAGAAAUAAAACCUUAAUGUUGCUGACCAUG